ACGAGAGUUCUAUUCAUGGAAACAUAACAUUUAGCGGGAACACAAUUCGUUUCUGUUUCGUUCAAAAGCUUCUAUAUUUCCUUUUUUAGGGUUUUUCUCUGCUUUGAAUCUUAGUUCACUGAUUAAUCCCAGCAAGUUAGUGAGGGAAUAUGAUGGAAGACCCAAGUCCUUCGAGUGAGCAGAGUCCGGUUGCCACUCCAACAACUGCUUCAACUUCUAAGAGUCCUCAGCCAGCAGUUAAACAUAAGAAUGGGAGUGCUGGUCUUGUUGAUAGUACAAGAAAGAAAAAGGUAUCAAGAAUGCCUGGUGGGGGGCUGCGCCAGUUCAGUGUUAUGGUUUGUAAGAAGUUGGAGAGUAAGGGGAGCACCACAUAUGCUGAGGUUGCGGAUGAAAUUAUAGAAGAGUUUGCCACCACUCAGACUAAUACAGCAGGAUCUUUGGAUGAGUUCCAUGAGAAGAAUGUUCGACGACGGGUGUAUGAUGCAUUAAAUGUACUAAUGGCAUUGGAUAUUAUUACAAGGGAUAAGAAAGAAAUCAGGUGGAAGGGGCUUUCUACUACACAAAGAAAGGAUUUGGAAGAACUUAAGGCAGUGCACGUUCAGCUAAUGACAAGGAUUGGAAGGAAAGAAGCCUAUUUGAAAGAUUUAGAAGAACAAAUUGCAGGUCUCCAGAAUAUAAUCGAACGUAACCAGCAGUUGCUCAAGAAUAAUAGUGCUCCUAAAGAGGGAUUUACCUUGCCAUUUAUGGUGGUUCAAACUAGUCCUCAUGCUACUGUUGAGAUUGAGAUUUCUGAGGACAUGCAACUGGUACACAUUGACUUCAACAGUACACCGUUUCGCCUGCACGAUGAUGCUUACAUUCUGAAGUUAAUGCGCUACUACCAACAACAUGAAAGUAGAAAUAUCUCGCAAAGUUCUUCAAUCCAUUCAUCUUCAAGCUCUUACAAAGCAUCUGGAGUCAGCAAACCAUUUUUCUGGAAUUCUGAAACAGACACUCUCAGAUGACAGUAUAUCAGGAAGAUGAAUAGAAUCACUAAAGCCCCUAACAAACACAUGUAAAACUAAAUCCAUGGUACUUGUAUAUUGUUAUUUCAGUUAAAAAAAAUAUUUAUGUGAUUAUUUUGCAUCUCUUAUGAGAUCUCUCAAUAUGUUUUUCAACAUUGGGCUGAGUGCGAGGCUUGGGGGCUUGUGUUUGGUUUUUUGAGGACCAAGUGGAGGAAUUGCUGAA
Molecule: messenger RNA, 1227 nt
Organism: Durio zibethinus
Lineage: Eukaryota; Viridiplantae; Streptophyta; Magnoliopsida; Malvales; Malvaceae
Source: RefSeq, a predicted model, not a curated record